CUGCAGCCACUAUAUCCGGUCUCCCCGGACCCUGCAGCCACUAUAUCCAGUCUCCCUGGACCCUGCAUUCACUAUAUCCGGUCUCCCCGGACCCCGCAUUCACUAUAUAUGGUCUCCCCGGACCCCGCAUUCACUAUAUAUGGUCUCCCCGGACCCCGCAUUCACUAUGUAUGGUCUCCCCGGACCCUGCAUUCACUAUAUCCGGUCUCCCCGGACCCUGCAUUCACUAUAUAUGGUCUCCCCGGACCCUGCAUUCACUAUAUAUGGUCUCCCUGGACCCUGCAUUCACUAUAUCUGGUCUCCCCAGACCCUGCAUUCACUAUAUCUGGUCUCCCCGGACCCUGCAUUCACUAUAUCUGGUCUCCCCCGGACCCUGCAUUCACUAUAUCUGGUCUCCCCAGACCCUGCAUUCACUAUAUCUGGUCUCCCCGGACCCUGCAUUCACUAUAUCUGGUCUCCCCGUACCCUGCAUUCACCAUAUCUGGCCUCCCAGGACCCUGCAUUCACUAUAUCUGGUCUCCCACAGUACACAGAACAUGGAAAUGCAAUUAUUUUAGUAAAUAUAAGCUGCUAAAUACCUUUUCUCAUCAGCAGUUAGAGCAGUCUUGU
Staurois parvus is the source of this 609-nucleotide messenger RNA. The record is from the annotation of a GenBank genome assembly. Lineage: Eukaryota; Metazoa; Chordata; Amphibia; Anura; Ranidae.